CUUGGAAGAUUUGAUCUGUCUCCCAGAAACCUCUUGCGUUUUCUGAAGGGAACAAAUGGCUUCUUCUCAGAGAUGUUGUUUAAUCAAACAUUUUAAAUUACAGAAUUAGGAGAGCCAAUAAGACAAAGAGGAUACAUUUAUAGAAAAUAAGACUUAUAUUGAUUGAGUGUUUGUUACACACGCCAUUGCUCCGUCGCGUGCACGCAUUGCUCAGACUGCUGUGCGCUCGCGCUAAUCACGUUCGACUAGCAGUCAACACAGUAAAUAGGGUUCUUCCAUUGCUGCAGCCACACAGUUCUUCCCUCCAUUGGUUUAAAUAAAGUAGGUCAAGGUCUGAAGAUACUGUGAGUGCAAAGAUGUCUAAGCCCCCGAAUUCUGCAUCUCAUUCCCAGUCCAGAUCUAGGUCCCGGUCUAGAUCAAGGUCUUACACUCGGUCUCACUCGAGGAGCCGCUCUCGGUCAAGGUCCAGGAAGCAUCGCUACAGUUCCAGAUCAAGAUCCCGUUCACAUAGCAAAGAGAGGAACUACUCUACUAGAGAUUUUCAGGGCAAUCGCGGAUAUAACCGUGGUUUCCGUGGCUACCGGAGGCCGUUCCAUUACAACCGGGGCAGAGGGCGCGGCUACUUCCCGCGAGGUAACUAUCACAGAGGUGGUGGCACCUAUGGUUACCGUUCCAACAACUGGCAUGGCCAUAGAGACCAGCAGCAGCCUUAUGACCACUCUUACAGUCCCAGGAGGGGACGCUCUCGGUCCCACUCGCCCCGCAAGCGUUCAAGGAGUCGAAGCAGAUCACGCCAUUCCAACAGAUCGUCCUCUGGCCGUUCCAGACACUCUAGCUCCUCCUCCUGCUCCUCGUCUCCACGACGACGCAACUCUAGCUCUGGAAGAACCCAUUCAAAAGAUUCCAAGGGAAGGGUCUCACCUGGCGAGGGUAAGGGAUCCACCAAGGAAGCAUCCAAGCCUGCGGGAAGUACCCCUGACGAAUCUGCUAGUAAAUGGGAAGGCCUGAGUGAUUAUGAUGGCAGCCCCAAACGCUCGGGCAAUGCAACAUCUACUGGCGGUCAGUCAGAGGCUAAAGUGUCCCUUUCUGGAGGUGCUGGCAAUGGUGGUUCACUGUGGCGAAGCAUCGGUCCUGCCAGCAAAAGCCCGCCGGCAAAGGAGUCAACUUCAGCUUGCUUUGGCUUCUUUUCCAAGGAAGAAACGAAGGCAGGGGACAAGUCCGCUUCCAUCUCAACUGCUUUCAAAAAGUUUUUGGCAGAAAAGAAAAAGCCCUCAUCAGACAGGGAUAAUGGCAGGGAUGAGGCUUUAUCCACGGGAGACCCUGACAAUGAAAAGAGCAGCGUUAAGUCGAGAGGGAUUUUCGACACAACGGAGUCUGGCUAUGAUGGCUCAAAGACAGAUAAAGGACUUCCUUUUCUCGACCCUGAGGAGGAGGAGUACCGCCAGGAAAUGAAAGAUAGGAAGAAUGAGGAAGAGUCCAAGUAUAAAGACAAAGUCCCUCUCUCAUUGCGAGACUUUAGCGAGGAGCGUUUCGGCAAAUGGGACGACUCUGUCUAUCUCUCCAACAAAGCUUCUUCACGGAGGGAUGAAGACGUCGAGGAGGAACUGGAUGUGGAACUUUACUGCAGUCGGAAGCACGCGACAAGAAAGGAAGAGAAGGCCGCCAAGAAGAAGGAAAAGAAAAAGAGCAGGAUAAGUCCGUCCUCUCUGUCGCCCUCUAUAGGCAGGCCAGUGUUCCCAGCUGGAAGAGAGGCCUCACCCCCAGCUAAAUCCACAGUGAAAAGAGAACCAAAGUUUAAUUUCAGUGUAAAAGCAUUUACUGAUGAAGGAGAGAGCUCAUCAGGUGCAUUAGGUAAAGAAAGACAUUUAUCACGGGAUCUCUUGCACCCUGGUAAAAAAGAUCAUGAGGAGUUUCGCUCAAUCUUCCAACAUAUUCAGGCUGCUCAGCUUCGCAGGAGCCCUUCGGAGCUAUUUGCUCAACACAUAGUCACCAUAGUACAUCAUAUUAAAGCUCAACAUUUCCAGUCAUCUGGGAUGACUCUGAAUGAACGAUUUGGAAUAUACCAAAGAAAAGCAGCAGAGAUGGAAAUGAUGAAGCCAAAGAAGAGUCCUGAGAUCCACAGGAGAAUCGAUGUGUCUCCCAGUGCUUUUAAGAAGCACUCUCACCUGUUUGAGGAUUUCGAAGAGAGCGGCUACAAGGAUCAUGGUAAAAAGCAUGAAGGUGAUUCAUUGGACCUUCGAUUGGCUAUUGAGCGCCGUAAAAAGGACCCUAAACGAGAUGGGGGAAAGAGUUCAGCUGGGUCACGGACGCCUAGCCAUGAGCUCUCCCCUGACAGAUCCUCCAAACAUAAGAAGUCAAAGAAAAGCAAAAAGAAACGAGAGCGCUCUCCUUCCUCUUCCUCCUCUUCAUCAUCAUCUCCCUCCCCUCGUUUGUACAGAGGGAGGGAGUUCCAUGGGGAGGAGCACAUGGAGGGAGGAGGGGGGUUUAAUAAGGCUCGUCUGGGGUCCAGGGAGUAUCUCGGGUCCAUGGAGCGCGGCGGCCCUCGGGACUAUGAGGGUCAUAUGGACAGGGGUUAUGAGAGGGGCAGAGGAGGUUAUGAUCGAGGAGGAUACGACAGGGGUCGUGGGGGUUAUGACAGAGGAUUUCCCAGAAUGAGAGGUAGAGGAUGGAAUAGGGGAAAUUACCCUGGCAACAACCCCAACAAUAACCCUCAGAAUAUGGCCGCCCCCCCACGCCCCCAAGAUGAGGAGUGGGACCCUGAAUACACCCCCAAGAGUCGGAAGUACUUCCAGCAUGAUGACCGGGACAAGGAAGGUGAAAUGAAGUGGUUGGAAACUCGGGGGCGAGGCAGAGGAAAUUUCCCACGCGGCAGAGGCACUUUCAUGAUUCGCAAGAGUGGCGGCAGCCCCAAAUGGACCCACGACAUGUUCCAGGGUAACGCCGAGCAGGGAGACAUGGGAGAUGGCAGCACAGAGCACAGCCUCAAAGAUGACGACAAGUCAGGGGAAAACACUGCUUCCAAGCCAUAGAUUAUUAAUAAACCGAUAGUUCACCCAAAAAUGAUUUUAAUUUUUUUAUUUAUGCACUUUAUUGUUCCAAACCUGCACGACUCUUUAAUUCCAUGAGAAGGUGGUGACUGAGACUAACAUUCUGCCUAACAUUUUGUUUUGUGUUCCACAGAAGAAAGUCAUACAGGUUUGGAACAGUAUGAGGAUAAUAAAUGACAGAAUUUUCAUUUUUGGGUAAACUUUCCCUAUCUGUUUACCCAUCCUGUCUCUCGACAACUGUAGUUCAACAGCAGCUAGCGCAAAGUGAGCCACCCUUAGAAGUGUGUCCCUGAUGCAUUCGUAAAGCUCUGUACAGAGUGAUGUGGGUUAUAUAAUCAAACAUUCUAUAAUUUACAAUGGGGAAACUGCUUCUGUUUCUUUUUUCCUCAUCAUCUCUGAUGUUGUUUUGUUUUUUUGUUUAAAGGGUAUGGAAGGUGUUCGUUUUCUUUAUGAGUGAUUGUAAAAAAUAAUCACUUUUUUAUGCAGUGGUUGAAACUGAAAUUGAUCCUGUAAAGAGAAGGUACCCUGCAAAGAAUGCCUCCGUACAAAUAUGUUGUUUGUGAUCCAUACAGAUGCGUAUGUUUUUUGUUGUUGUUUUUUUUUUAUGUGUGUGUUUUUUUUUAAAAAGUGCAAUAGAAAAAUCAAUGCACUUGUGCCUUAGGUUUAACAGCAGUUUUACUGUUUGUUUGUUUGUUUUUUAUUUAUUUUAUUUUUUUAGCUUUUUUAAUAUUUUGCUGAUAGAUUGUCCCCCCCUUUUCUUUUUUUUUUUAUUACAUGUAAAUUAUGAUGCAAUCGUUUAUAAUUUUUCCCCUUUUACUUUACAGUCUCAAUGGUCUAGGUUUUAGUGUAUCAUUGGUGCAUAUCCUUAUUUGGACCAAUCCACUGUACACUGGAGCUCUAAAGUUUGGCUGUAGACAAUGCAUAGUAAAUGGGUUCCCGUUCAUGUGUGACUUCCAAAUUAAAUUAGUUUAUUUUCUUCCCAUAAAUGACACCACUAAUGACAACUUAAAAUGUAAAGAAAAAAAAAAAGAGAGGAAAUAAAGUGUCAGAUUCUAAGGGAAAAAAAUCUUAUAAUUUUUAGAUCAAUAUUCAUCUGAUUUUAAAGUAGAUAAUUACUACAAUCCAAGAACAUGCAAGCAGCUGCAUGGAAUUUUUAUUUAAGCAAAACCUAUGAACCAACAUGUAUAAUAGUUAUCACUUGCAUGUCUUUAGAUCAGACCGUGAUACAUUUGACGAUAAUCACAUUAACAUUUGUGUGCUCCACUGUACUUUGCUGAUCUGUUAAGGAAUUCUCUGCAUUUGAGAGAAUUCAAAUAGGACUCUGCUUCUUUCUGUCCCUUAGACAACUGAUGUGAUGACAUAACUGUAAUGCUGUGACUCAAAACUUCUGUUAGCAUUUUACAAAUUGCUCAGUCAGUGCUUUCAGUCUCCAUGUUGAUUUUGAAAUAAAUCCAUCCUUUGUUAUAAGUCGUCUUGUUUUUGUUUGAAGCUAUUAUUGGCCCUUUAAGACAUGAGUUGUAACAGCUGCUUUCAACAAUUGUAUGAAGAGGUUCAGCUGCAGUUAUGCAAUGAGAUGUGAAAUGCUUUGAUACAUGUUUUAAAUGCCUACUGUUUCACAUACUAUUAAUAAAAAAUAGUAUGCAGUAGACAGUUAGCCUUAUACUUUUCAGAGCAGUAGAUGAGACAGUCAAUAUCUGUCUUUGGUCAACUUGACAAUGCUGCCAACAUCUCUGGAGCAUUUUGGAAGUUUAAAGGAAUGGAACUAAUAACAUUUAAAGGGACUUUAGAUUCACUUUCUUCAGAUGCCUUCAAGAAAACACUUUCCAAGGACACAAAAAGAAAACUGUUUUUCAGACAGAGCAGGAGUAUGAAAAAAGAAAGGGGAGCUGAGAGCCGAGAUAUUAAGGGUUAUGGCAUUAAGGCCUUCUCUUCCUUUUGGAGGUUUCGUCUUGACAUUUGUGGCACAUUCUCAUUUCUAAUACACUGACUUAAGAGUUCUGCCAAGCAGUUAUCCAAAUGUGAAAAUUUUGUGUUAAUCAUUGGUAUUGAUAAUUUUUUUUAAUUUGUUUUACAUGCUAUACUGUAUUUACAGAUACAUCAAAUAUUAAGCACUUUUUAAAAUCAAAAUAAACAAGCAAGUGCUUGUAAAACCAACCACAAAA
Myxocyprinus asiaticus (Chinese sucker) is the source of this 5209-nucleotide messenger RNA. RefSeq names its product thyroid hormone receptor-associated protein 3-like. Gene Ontology annotation, cellular component: mediator complex. Gene Ontology annotation, biological process: positive regulation of transcription by RNA polymerase II. Lineage: Eukaryota; Metazoa; Chordata; Actinopteri; Cypriniformes; Catostomidae. Bases 357 to 3029 code for a protein of 890 amino acids. Gene Ontology annotation, molecular function: transcription coregulator activity; DNA binding. The record is from RefSeq and is a predicted model, not a curated record. The transcript is spliced from 12 exons.